Tribolium madens (black flour beetle) is the source of this 1347-nucleotide messenger RNA. RefSeq names its product lipoyl synthase, mitochondrial (gene Las). The transcript has 6 exons. The record is from RefSeq and is a predicted model, not a curated record. Gene Ontology annotation, cellular component: mitochondrion. Gene Ontology annotation, biological process: lipoate biosynthetic process. Gene Ontology annotation, molecular function: 4 iron, 4 sulfur cluster binding; lipoate synthase activity. The coding region runs from base 219 to 1307 and encodes 362 amino acids. Lineage: Eukaryota; Metazoa; Arthropoda; Insecta; Coleoptera; Tenebrionidae.
AACAUUUUUUAAAUCAUAAUCAUGAGUAUCACCUACUUUUAAAUCACUUUGUUAAUCAAAAUCAAAUCGAAAUGGAUUUGAAAUCGUAUAGUUUUUGUCAAAUGACUCUGGAGAUUGGAUACACGGUGCAGGCGUUUCUAACGGCUUACGUUCUGAAUUAAUGAAAGUGGUAGAGAUUACCUGAAAACGAGUAAUUCUUUUAUGAUUCAAGAGCAAGGAUGGAACUGCAUUUGACUUUUAGGUUAUCCCACAAAUCCCACCUUGAGGCCCUGCGAGAACGAAUUUUAAACGGCCCUAGUCUCCAAGACUUUAUAAAAAGCCCAGACCCUGUCUUAAAAGAAGACACUGAAGCUUGGAAAGACUACAAUGGAAGACUUAAAAGAACCAAGAGUGAAAGUUCCAGACUCAGGUUACCCCCUUGGUUAAAAACAUCAAUUCCUAAGGGAAAGAAAUUCAGCGAACUUAAAGAACAGUUGAGAAACCUUAAUUUGCAUACUGUAUGUGAAGAAGCAAGGUGUCCAAAUAUUGGAGAGUGUUGGGGUGGAGGCGAGCAUGGGACAGCGACAGCUACCAUCAUGUUGUUAGGAGACACAUGUACGCGAGGUUGCCGUUUUUGCUCCAUUAAGACUUCGAAAACGCCCCCACCGCCUGAUCCAAAUGAGCCUGUGAAAACCGCUUCGGCUAUAGCGUCCUGGGGGUUGGAUUAUAUUGUUUUAACAUCAGUGGAUCGCGAUGACUUGCCUGAUGGAGGGUCAAAUCAUUUUGCUGAGACUGUGAGGGAGAUUAAGAAGCGUAAGAAUGAAAUUCUAGUGGAAUGUUUAGUACCUGACUUUGGUGGUGACCUAAAUGCUGUGAAAACAAUUGUUGAUUCUGGUUUAGAUGUUUACGCUCAUAAUAUUGAAACAGUUGAAGCUUUAACUCCAUUUGUUAGAGAUAGGAGGGCCAAAUAUAGACAGUCGUUGGCAACUCUUGAGGCUGUUAAAAAAUUCAAUCCUGAUAUGAUCACAAAGUCGUCGAUUAUGCUGGGUUUGGGUGAGACUGAUGAUGAAGUUAGACAAACUUUGGAAGAUUUGAAGGCAGCGGGUGUCGAUUGUGUAACCCUUGGACAGUACAUGCAACCAACUAAGAAACAUCUUCUGGUCGUUGAAUAUGUAACACCUGAAAAGUACCAAUAUUGGGAAAAAAUAGGAAACGAAAUGAAGUUUUUCUACGUUGCGAGUGGACCACUUGUGAGGAGUUCCUACAAAGCUGGUGAAUUCUUUAUUGCAAGUAUUUUAAAAAAUAGAAAAACAAAAAAUGCUGUGUAAUUAACUAUUAUUUGUAAAAUAUAUUAAAGUUGGCCCAAAA